UUCUUGAUGCCGCUCGUUCUAAACACACAAAGAAUCGAAUUAUAAUGGUCGUAUUAGUCGGGUCUGUAGGUCUUUGAAACGAUGGGCGCGAAACAUUUUAUUAGGAUAGCCAUUCGAGUACGUUGGUUUAUUUUUCAGCAAAAGAAAUAUAAUUAAACUGGCAUUGUCGACAGCGCUUCGAGUUGUGCUAAGUUUUACUCGUGAUACUUCUCCUAAUAAUUUACAUACUGGGCGAACAUAAACGCUAAGCGUGAUACCUUCUGGUUGCUAGGUUUUCUCAAUAUUUUUUUUAAAAAAGAUGUAUUAAAAACAAGUUUCAUGUAAAUUUGCACUCACGCGAUGCUACUCAUGAUUAUGAUGUGUUCCCUUACAAAGAUACGAAACAGACCGAAAAGUUUGUGCAAAGUUGUUCUGUGUCUCACGACAGUUUCUUUGGCCUUGUUGUUCGUGAUCAGUGCGUUCCUCCGUACGCCCAUUGCCACUUUAAGUAUUUUUACGAGUAACGGGACCCAAACGAAUGGCAUGGCGUAUCACGUAAAGAAACAAGCCAACGCGACCGCGUGUUCAGAAGGCAUGUUUAUAUCGCCCAAUGGCUGCCUGCCCUGCCCCAACGGAACGUUCAGCUUUCCUGGUUGGACUGAAUGUAAGCCGUUCUUGAACUGCUCAGAAAUUGCCUCACAAGUUCAUAGUAGACGGCGGAUUCUAGGCGGGUUUACCAAACAAAUCUGGCUGGCGGACUGGAAAGACCAUGAAGUUGUGUACUUAAAGUGUCUACGGCCAGGGGUGACAAAGCGCUGUUUACGGGGAAUGACCAUCUUGGAAAAACUUCAAAGUCCCUUUGUAACUCGUCUCAUCGGAAAGUGUUAUGAAAACUUUGAGAUUGUAACUAUGUAUUACAAACACGGCUCGACAAAAACUGUUGGUCGGCUUCUUCAAAAGCCAGAGUUCUCUCACUUCAACAAUAUACAGACAAGGUUCCAGCUGCUAGUGGAUUAUGUCAAAAUCAUGAGCUACAUGCACAACAGCUCAAUUGGAGUUCGUGUGUUGUGCGAUUCUGCUACAAUAGGUAAGUUACUCUCGCAAUACUUGAUCACCGAUGACUUUCACCUGGUAGUGAACGACCUGGAUAACGCACCAGACGCCAGGCAGGUCGAAGGAAUAGUAUGCAACCACAAAUUCGCCAGGGAAUCAAAUUCAUGGUUUGCACCAGAGCAAAGGGGACUAUCUGAAUCAGACAGCGACGAAAAAGUUGAAAUCUGGAAGAUUCCUGUCAUAGCGCAAAGGCUUCUCGGCGACGUGGACGGCAGCAGUUUUGUGAAGAGCAAACUUGAGGGAGUAAUGACAAGAUGUCAAGCCAUGAACCCACAGCAGCGGCCGACAGCGAACGAAGUCGUUCAAGAGUUAUUGAGAGUUCAGGAAUUGACCAUAAUAUAAUUAAAUUAUUUCUUCAUCAUCACCACCAUUUUUAUUAUUAUUAUUAUUAAUUAUUAUUAAGUAGAUAAAAGGAGUAGCUCAUGCGUGAAAUAUUCCUCAUUAUGACGACUGGUUUGAAUUUCAGCAAGUACCCGCGUACAUAUAACGAUAUUUUCGUCAUGAAUUCUCAAGGUAAAGGUAAAAUCUGCAAACGAGCCAAGUCUUCCACCAGGCCGGAGCUUAUCCCGGUUGCUGUAUCAUGAAGCAACUAGGAGUAUUU
Messenger RNA from Orbicella faveolata, 1693 nucleotides. RefSeq names its product protein O-mannose kinase-like. Gene Ontology annotation, biological process: protein phosphorylation; protein O-linked glycosylation; carbohydrate phosphorylation. Gene Ontology annotation, cellular component: endoplasmic reticulum membrane. NCBI's taxonomy places the organism in Eukaryota, Metazoa, Cnidaria, Anthozoa, Scleractinia, Merulinidae. The record is from RefSeq and is a predicted model, not a curated record. Gene Ontology annotation, molecular function: carbohydrate kinase activity; ATP binding; protein kinase activity.